Molecule: messenger RNA, 1437 nt
Organism: Pichia kudriavzevii
Lineage: Eukaryota; Fungi; Ascomycota; Pichiomycetes; Pichiales; Pichiaceae
Exons: 1
Coding region: 1-1437 (478 amino acids)
Biological process (GO): DNA alkylation repair; DNA repair
Cellular component (GO): nucleus
Molecular function (GO): dioxygenase activity
Source: RefSeq, a predicted model, not a curated record
AUGGAUACUGAACAGAAACUGAAAACACUAACUGAUCUGUAUAGAGAGUGUGAAUACGACGUUCUCUUGGAGCUUUUAGUUUCAUGCGAUGGUUCCGUUGAAAAAGUCAAGUCUAUUUUAGGCUCACCUGUUCAGGAAGGUGGCAAAUAUGAGUUAGGUAGCGUAAAACAUGGGGUUCGAAGUAGAUAUUUUCCCAUGAAAAAUACGGUCAGAGUUACCGGUGCAAAGACGAGUAAUACAACUGAAAUUGGUAAUUUGAAAGCUAGAGAAACUAACACAAAGAAUCAUACAACCUCUGGAACAGUAUCCAGUGUCCAGGCAUAUUUUCAGAAAGCAACACCAAAACCAACGACUCUUCACAAACGGCCUAACCCAACUUCUAUAUCUUCAAUCAUACAAUCAAGGACAAAGAGAGAAGUGGAUUACUUGGAAGAGAUUAGGGAACCGCCAAGAAAAGCGUUGAAACCUUUAUCCACUGGAAAAACCAUUACAUUAUAUUCCAAAGAACAGGUUGAAGAGAUUUUGCCUAACAUUAGAAUAUUCUCUAAUUUUCUACCUCAAGACCUAUCAGAACAAGUUGUUGACCUACUGCAGAGCCAGAGAAUGCUUUUCCGUUCUAAGGAAUUCUAUAUCGCAGGUAGAUUAUGUACGUCAUCACAAAACUCAUUGGUCUAUACGGACAAUGACGAUAUUGAUUAUGAUCCGGUGUAUUCGACAAAAAAUAUCAAAAGCGUCAAGGUUGCGCCUGCAAUCAGAAGGUCACAGGCAUAUGUUAAUGAGAAGGUUAACAAGGUUUUGAAAGAGAUUUAUGCCGAUGAUGAGAAUGCACCUGACUAUAUGAUAAAAGAAAACUGGACUAGUAACUUUUGCGUUGCUAACUACUACCCUAAUAAUAAAUCACACUUAGAUAUGCAUACUGAUAAAUUGACAAAUAUUGGCCCCCUACCCACAAUUGCAUCACUGACCUUUGGUGCUACAAGAUUAUUCAGGUUGAAGAGAAGUAACCCCUCCACCUCGACGAUUUACCAAAUUCCGAUUCACAAUAAUACCUUACUGAUUAUGUUACCUUCGACGCAGGAACUCUACAAGCAUGGUAUUCCUACAUUGUCGGACUCGUUAAUUAAAAAGGAUAAAGUACUAGGAACAGCGAGAUUCAACUUGACAUUUCGAAUGGCUUAUCCAGAGCUGCAGAAGCAGCAUGUAUUAUGUGAUAAAUGUAAAAGAAGAAUGAUCCUUCGAAGGUUAUACAAGGGUGAAGACAUUGGAUAUUAUAUAUGGAUGUGCAUGUCUUCAUUUAAAGGACAUUCAUGCAAUGGAUUCAAGUAUGCCAACUUCAGCAGGAGGGAUGGAGUUUUGCGGCUCUCCACUAUGCAUAAAAAUGAAGCCACAAGAUGGUUGGAUGAAUACGAGAGAAAGGAUAUCAACGCUUCAACUUAA